AAGGCAUCGAGACAAUUCACUGGCACAAGCCAAAAACACUGUCUUUAGGUAACGCAGCAAUAAGGUAACUAUAAUUCAAAUUUUCAGCUUCACAACGAGUGUAUUUAGUUUCUUUGCAUAUAUAGUCAGUGUAUAGUUAAGUUACUGCACCAUUUCCACUGAAUUCAAACCGAUAUUAACUCCACCACUCACACCUGAGCAAUGAUUCUGAUAUAAGAUUUCGUUUUUUAGCUUUAACUGUUUGUUUGAUGCGUGGAUGGCCUACUGACUACUAAUUUGGUUGUCUCUAGAAUUUGGACUGAAUAUCAUCGCCAGGGAAUGCUAUCCACUAUAUGAUACAGAUAAAAGAAUGAAAUCGGCGAUAUUCGGUUGCAGUAUUUUGGUUCUCACUAUUCUUGAGUGGCAAGGAAAUGCAGGUAAGCUUUAAGCAUAUUACAAGACAUAAGGCCACUAGAUUAGCACUUGAUUAGUUACUUCGUUCAUUUUCUUUUUAUUGUCAGUUGGCUUGCGUUUAACCUCGUAACUUUAAGGACAGAAUUUCGUUAUGGUACACCGACUUCCGACCAAAUGGACCAAAUGGUUAAUCCAUCCGUAAUAAUCCUCGGCUCAACUUUGUUCUUUCUGCUAAUUGAUUUAACUUAAGUUAUGUAAUAUAACAUCCAGAGUAACAAGUAAGAUCUAUAAUUUUGAUAUUUUCGGUUACAAGUGCUCAGUUCCGUAAACUGAAUCCAGCCUCAACCGUCUAACCCCUUUUCGCAGUCUAUCUGAAUUCACAUUUAGCUAUCCGUGAAAUUAGUCACUACGCAAAAGAAGGAAUAUAUGCUUCCAAACGGCUUGAUCGAUAUUUAUCAUUUCGUUCAGGAUUAACAUGUGUGGAAACAAACAUAACAGUUAUAUGAACGAUCUCGACAGCUUAUGCUUGGAAUGUUCCUGUUAAUUGUAAACGAUUUCGCAUGUUGUAACUUCAGGGGACUGCAGACAGCAUCAAAAUAUUUCAGAAGUCUUCAACGGAACUUAUUUAGCGUUUCCAGCGUUUUAAUCUCGCGUUUUCAACACUGAGAAUGUGAAAACGUCAUUAAACUACCUUUCAAUCGAUAUUUUAGAAGCUCUGGAUCUUUAAGUUUCAUUUUGGGAUCAUUUCUGUCGUCAUUUAUUCAUUUAUUUAUAAGCAGAUGUCAACGGAGGCAUUUAUCGCGUCUGGCUUUAUGCCACAGCCCUUAGUAUCUGGCUACUGGUCUUGCAUUGUAACUGGGAAAUCGCGAAGUGUCAGAGCUCCGGUGUUUUGUGUUGAAUCAUAGAAUCAUGUUUUGUUUUUUUUUUUCAGUAUGAAAUACUAUUGAAAAACGAAUACUCUAACAAUUUUACAACGACAAUAUGUUUCGAAAAAAAGGAUCUAAUAUAAACUUGUGUUGCUGUGAAAAAUUAAGCCCCUAAAAAGACAAGUGAAAGAGGGUGUAUAUUAAAUGAAUAAAUAUUUUUUUCCUCUGAUUAUUUACCUCCACCACCCCACCCGCUGCAGUAAUCAUUCUGUCGUUACAUGAACAACUCCUCUUUGUAUGCUUCGAUGUAGAUGAAAAUAUAAUGGAAAAUCUUUCCAUGCCUUUACUUUGAACGUACACACACUAAUCGCAGAACACCAAGCUUUGAAACUGAUAGACAUGAUUAACUUUUACUCUAAAUUUUUAGAAAAAAAACCACAAGCACACGCUCGAUCUCUCUCUUUCUUUACUCGCAACACAAACAGAUGAACAGAUGUACAAGACAACAAAGCUAUGUCUUCGCCAGAAUGCAUCAAUUGUUGUGAGAGGCUAAGACUGGUGAAAAGUGAGUUGGCCUUUCAGUUUGCUAGACUAAUAUGCGUGCACAGCUUUCGCCAAUUUCACAAAUAACUCGUAAAUCAGAUGAAACUGACGUGUGUAGGACGUAAUUGGUAAGCGAAUCAAAUUUUUAUCACGUUUCUUGAUACAUGUAGAAAAGAAACUAGGUGAGUUACGUAUCUAGAGAUAGGUGAAUCAUCUCUUUGUGCUUUUCUUUUUCUCAGUACAUUCUCAGGUUUUAUUUAAUUCUGCUGCCCACUACUGGCCUUUUAAUCGAGAGACAGGCAUUGUCGAUAGCAAAACCAAUGUUACUGGAGUCAAAUACGGUCAAACGAAAAACAUUUACUACAAGGGGCCUGGAUAUGGCUUUCUUCAUACAGACGGUAAGGCCUGGAUAGAUCUGGGAAACUUCACUGAUUCAUGUUUAGUGGAGCCGGCGCGAUGUCAACCAGCUCUGACUGUUUUCCUUUGGCUGAAAUAUGCCCAGAAUAAAAACUGGACAUACUUCGUGGGUACAUCGAGCCAUCUUACCUAUUCAAAGGGCUUCACAAUAUACAAAGAAUCUGAUAAAAGAGCCAAGGACUCUAUUGUUUUGAGAGUGAAUGAUGGUCAACGAGAAUGGUCAGGAAACCUUACGUUAAAACCGAAAACUUGGUCCCACGUGGCUUUCACUUGGGAUGCCAGUUCAGGUUUGGCGCUGUUUCAAAACUGUCGUCAAAUGGCGUUAAUUUGGGAGAGUAAACUUCAAACACCAAUAAGAGGCAACCGAUCAAAUAUUCUGGAACACCAUCUGACUCUGUCUGGCGCACAAAACAAUGACCCUAAUUUAGGCUCCAAGGCAUCUUAUGAAGAUCUGGCCGUGCUGUACAGGAAGAUAAAACCAGCCGAAUGGGACCUGAUUUGUCACCAUAAAUUAGGUCAGUUUGCUACUGAUAAAUGAGGUGUCUUAACUUAAAAUUACCCUCAGAAUGAACUCUCUACAUGGACUCGAGUAUGGUCUAUUUAUUACUUUGCAAAAAGUCAAGGCAUUUAGUAAAAGUUUGCAUCAGCAGUGUUCCCAAAAGCACCUCCCAUGCACUUUAUUGUUGGCUUAAAGUAGACCUGUCAAAAUUCAAGAAAAAAAGAGGUAAUGAUAAGCAAGGUGGGGUGUUUUACACAAAAAGAACAGGUAAUUGGCCUCCCAACUUAGAAAAUAUUCCAAAAGGUUGAGUUUGAUCGUCCGGGUCAACGUAGUCCUGAAUAGGGGCUGUUUUUGUUGACAGUGACUGACGUUUCGACAACCUGUGCGGUAGUCAUCUUCAGAGUCAAAGUGAAGUCUUUGACUCUCAAGAUGACUACCGCACAGGUUGUCGAAACGUCAGUCACUGUCAGCAACAACAGUCCUAUUCAGGACUACUUUCACUCGGACGAUCAAACUCAACCUUUUGAAAUGACUCCUGGGUUCAAACCGUUCACAGUUUUAGAAAAUAUUGCUUCUCUUUCUGCCCCAGCUAAAACAUGACAGACCAAGGGCAAGUUACCCCUAGCACAUACCCAUACCCACUUUCGUAGAGAGAGAUAAUGUGAAAAUGAAAUCAAAUAACAAGGGAUAAUUCUUGCUUUCGUUAAACAGAAGCACCUCAGAUCAACAUCACUUGUCAAAGUUCUAAGAGAUGGCUUACAGUCAGUUGGAGGCCACCACCGAUGACUUAUGAUAUAUUAACAGGGUACAAUGUGUGGCACUGGAGCGAGAUUUUCAAUUGGUCGAAAAUAUCGGUGGAAAGCGGAGUUACGUUUUAUAAUCUUAGUAACCUGAGUAAGUACAUUGGAGUAUCUUUAAAUUGCAGGAUAACUUCAAGAGAGGAUAAAGGGGACAGAGAAGGCAUCCCCCGUACACACCCUAUUCCAUAGGUAAUUCGUCUCGAGUUAUUUUUAAGACCACAGAUCCCAAGGGGGAUAAGACAACAGCCAAUCGCAUAGCGCGAAUGUGUUCCGCGUGGAUGACCCACGCUCAGAGCCACGCGUCCUUCACGAAUUGACGCUGAAAAAUAUGGCGCAAGACGCGGAGAGCGAUAUUGCUAUUCGUUUGGUCGACGAAAACGACUAAAGAGAGAUUUCUGCUAAAGCUGUGUCAGCGAAACGGAAAUUAAAAAAGAAUCGCCCUUCCUCUCUAGUAUAGAGCUAACAGUACAGCAGGGAAAUCCUUAACAGACUGAAUAUUCUGUCAGGAUCAUUUAUAAUUUACAGUUUGAAGAGAGCAAUUUCUGGUUUCAUAUUUAUUCUUUUAUUAGUCUUUUACUAUUCAACAAAAAUAACACUUGGCGUCCUACUUGCUUUAUUAUACAAACGACCGGUUUCAAUAGACCGGCGAAAUUUCUCAUUUUAUUAAAGCACUGAGGUUACGACAACUUCGAGUUAAACUGAUUUCACGGGUUUUCCUGGGUGAGCGCCGACUCAUUUCGCUUCAAUAUUCAGGAAUGCUCUCGAUCUCGUUACGCUUUCAUUGCCUUUCGCCCGACAUGUUUUGGACGGCGUUUAGUCAUGCGAAACCUCCACGAAACAUCCACACAGCACGCGAGGUAACUUUACCCCAAUUCUAAAAAUAACUCGAGACGAAUUACCUAUGGAAUAGGGUGUGUAUGGGGGAUGCCUUCUCUGUCCCCUUUAUCCUCUCUUGAUAAGUUACAUAACUACACGAGCAGCAGCUUGUAAGUUUAUUGAAUAUUUACUGUUAGGCUAGGGAAAAAGUCAGAUCAAUAAGGUGAAAAAAAAUUAUUAAAUAAGUAUGCAUUUGCUCUUCUUCUUCUUCUUCUUCUUCUUCUUCUUCUUCUUCUUCUUCUUCUUCUUCUUCUUCUUCUUCUUCUUCUUCUUCUUAAGGCGCCGCGACUAAUCGCGUGGUUUGUUGAGCUUGGGUCAUCUGUGUGGUAUUAAUUAACAGAACUAAACUUUAUCUUGCAGAUCCAGGAUCUUCGUAUAAACUGUAUGUCCAAAAUAUGUUCCGGUUCGGCUCUGGAAAAACUAGCAGCGUGAUUGACUGCAGGACGGAAACUGAAGGUACUUUGAUAUGUUUAUAUACAGCUGUAUACAGCUGUUUCAAAAAACGUUGUCGGAAGAAAAGCAAAAAGUUUAAGCCAAGGCUGAAAGGUAAUAUGGGAUUUUUAUAAUGACCAGCUAGAGGUCCUAUAGGAGUUUUGCGGCCACUCAAUGGCCCUGAGAACAGUAUGGAACGCCUUUCUGUAAGCCGUGAGAGGAGUUCCGUUGGACAGCUCUUAAAACAGAGGUGGUUGGAGGGCCUUCAAACAGUAGGGAGCUUCAGCAAAUACAAUGCGACAAAAGAGACUGUAAGCAACAAUAGGUUUAAAUGAGCAAAACAACAACUUAAUUUGUACCUGCAUCACGCUUUUUGUCCGUGGCCGUUGUUGCACGGCUACUGCUUGAAAUGUCUCAUCUUUUAGAGGGGAAGUAAACAGCAGACCCCAAUUUUCUUUUCUCUUCUUUUUUUUUUUAACUUAAAACUAGUCCUGUGGAAUUCAUUUCCAUAGGAAUCGCCAUCAUUUAAAAAUUGAACGAGGUGGAAGGCGAUGUGGUUGUCCAUACAUUUUCACAUGCUGGUGUAGUGCAGAAUAUUACCUGCAGUAGACUUCGGCGAGUUUUAAUUAAUUCUUGAGUGGGAACCAUUAUUAGGUUAUAAUAUUUGUUUUCGCCCACUUCGUUAAUACGUUAUGCAAAUUGAUAAAAUGAAAAAUUUAAAGUCAUUUUUCCUUGCUAAUUAGCCGAACAAAAUUGCUUUCAAAGAUGGGAAUAAGCAACAGUGCACUUCGACUGAAACGUAAUUUUACCUUGUGCUUUUUAAAAAGUAAAAUGAUAAGUAUGGUUUAGUGUAAAUGACGAAUACAAAUCAGCGACCACUUUAGUGGAGCGAUCGGUUUGCCAGCAAAAGACGGAUUUGAAACAACCCACAUUACCUUGCGGUCUUGGCUUGAAGACUUUUUGCUUUUCUUCCGACAACGUUUUUUGAAAUAGCCGUUAAAGUGAUUGGCACUUUUUUUCUGGAUUAGUUUUGAACCCGCCCUUGAACAUUAGUGUGGAAAAGACGUCAUCUAGUGCAAUCAUGAUCAAGUGGCUUCCUCCUCCAGGUAGUUUAAAAGAUGUAAUAGGAUACAAGGUGAGCAGGAUUUAUCGAUGUUCUUAUUUAUUUAAUUAUUUAUUUAUUUAUUUUAAAAUUUAUCUUUCUAGGAUAUUCUUAAGACAGCCCUCUUUCAUUGGUUAAACAAUUUCAUUUUUUAUAAACAAUCUAAACGAUUAGGAAACCUAAUUAAAUUCAGCAACAGUGCUCUUAUUGGUUUUUGGCGUAUGUCAUUAAACGCGUGCUUAGCUUAUCCAGAGUUUGAUACGAUUGCUUCUUUCUCUGUGUACGCAUUUGCCCGUGCUUGGGUUGCUAAAUUGUGUUCUGCGAAACUCAUGCCAGUUAAUGUAAGAAAAGAUAUGAGCUUUUUGUCAGGGAAGAAAGCUAUUUACUAAAAAAGGUGUCCCUUUUAAGCCAAGCAAGUAUUCACCUUCGAUCUAAAUAUUUACAGACUUGUUGAUUCUUAUUUUCUGUAGCUCAGUUAAACUAAAUAGUGAGCUGUAUAUUAUUUUAAACAUUUCAGAUAACGUACAGUGUUGUAAGCUCUCUUGAAAAUCUCUACAUUGCCAAAGUGGGUGCUGUAACAUCGUUUCUCCUCACAGAACUACAAAUGAAUACAAGUUACAUAGUACGAGUUUCAAGUUACGGUGAUAAGCGAUUUAAUGACAGCAACCCCGCCUCAGUAACAGUAAAAACAGAUUAUGAUGGUAAGGAAAUUGUUGCAUGCUAAUUUCUUGUUUAAAUUAAUUAAUUGGAUGUAAUUUAUUUUUGAGUUUUAAAUAAAUUGAAUUGAAUAGAAUUACCAUCAAGUUCUGUUUGACCCUUUUAAAGACAUUUCUUCCUAUUAUUUAUAUCAUGUGAUCAAUUAUAGUAAUCUCUCUUUUUCCUUAAUACGUUUGUUGGGCAAUAAACGGAAUGUCGACAUUUGGUUUUUUUAAGCAAUUAACACAACUCAAUAUUUCACGUUGCAGAUAGAGCAUCAGUUACCGAAACCUUUCUAGAAUUAAAAAGCUCUACAUUCUUGACCAUAACAUGGAAAAAGCCUAGAAAUAAAUACAAGAAGUUUUCUUACCGAACGUUUGCAAAGUGGAAAAGUCAUGAAGGAGUGGAACAUAUUAAAGAAGUGUAUACGGGCAAUGCAACCACGUGUGAUUACUUUCCUAAAGGAGGCCUUCCUAGCGGCAACCUUAAUUUUGAAGUGUUCGCGUACGUGGUAGAAGAAAUACCUCUCGUUAAUAUUGUGGGUAUGUAAAUGAAAGAAAAUGUUAUGUCUUACUUUUAAGUGAAAUACGUGAUAAUGAUUAUAUUCUAAGCUUGGGUUACCUAUGACACUGAGUGUGUGUCGUCCAAUAAUCAAUUAAAAGUUCUCUCAAAUAAACUCUUUUUAAGCCUGUAAGCAUAAAUUGCUAAUGCAAAUCCCGUUCUUGUAGAUCUAUUGAUAAGUAAGUAAGUAAGUAAGUAAGUAAGUAAGUAAGUAAGUAAGUAAGUAAGUAAGUAAAGGAAUAAGAAAGUAAGUGAGUAAGUUAGGAAGGAAGGAAGGAAGGAAUUUAAAGAGGGCUGAAUGACCCUGUUGCCCUUAAUGUGUUUUAUUCUCACAAGUCUUAAUAAAGGUACCAAAAAUGCACACUCUGUCUAUUUGGGAUGGGACCCUGUGUGAUAACUUUCAAGUCGUCGGCGAUAGGUAUCCUGUUUAAGCAGACGAUCCUGAAUGUGUUAAGGAAAUGUCUUAGUAUAGGUCACUUCUUUACGACAUCCAUUCGCUAUUUCACUACAUCUAAACAUGACUUAAUUUAAAGAAACCCACCAUCUAAAAUAUCUCAAUAACGUAUGGUUUUGUAUUUACUAUUCGCAUCCCUAGAACCUCCAAGAGAUGUCGUCACUGUAUCUGUGGGUUGGUCUCACUUAAUUUUAAAGUGGAUCUCGCCUUUUAAUGGAACAGCCAUCGACUUCGCUGAUUCUUAUCUCCUGAUCGUCUCAACAAACAAAGAGAAGGUGAUGAAUAUCACAACCACCAAGACGCAUGCCCGAAUUGAUGGCCUAAAACAGAUGACUUACUAUUUAGUAAGCCUCCAGGCAUGGAACAAACUGGGUUAUGGUCCGCCUUUGAAUCCAGAUAUACAUUUCAGAACGCUAGGUAACAGAACAAGAAAUGAAAUUAACAAUUAUUCCACGAGUGCGCGUUGGAUAUGAUGAUGGUGGAUAAAAGUAAUCUCAUAUCCAACAAGCGUGAAUGGGACAAUUGUUUUAUUAAAAACGCUCGCAAAAUAUCGAGAAUUCUUCCCGACUUGUUUGUAAGAACAACCGAUUUUCAGCUUGUGUUUUUAAUUUUGAGCAGACACGUACCGUAACCAUAUUUGGAGAGCAUGGUAAAAUGACUAUAAUGGCUUAUAUAUCCAAUGAUUCAGUUUUUAAUGAAGGCAAUAUCAACUGUCUUGGUUCAAGUGAAAUCGUUAUGGCUUCGAUAUACCUUAUGUUCAAUUCAGUUUCUUAAUUCUAUGUAAUUCAUUAAUUAUAAUAAUUUAAAGCUGAUUAUAUAGUGCUGCUCUUAUAGUAUCCGAACACAUGACGGAUUUGCUUUCGUCAAAGAAAAUACAAUCAAUAAUAAAUCAUGUAAAAAACAAAGAGUGUUUUUCGUGACAACUGUGCUUUAUUCAAACUUUCUUUAGAUCGCGAUGAGUGCUCAGACAAUUCCCACGAUUGUGACGAAAACGCUAUUUGUAGCAACACAAGAGGCUCGUAUAUUUGUAAAUGCAAAAUGGGCUUUAUGGGAGACGGCAAAAACUGCGAAGGUAUGUCGCUUGUUGGUCAGUAUUAUUUACUCUUUAAAGUGUCAAAAACAACAAAAAUAAAAUUGAUAAAAACUGAAACAGCUUAUUUCAAGAUGAGAGAAAAUGUUGGAAUCAACCUUAUUACCACAACCAAGUUCCUGAUAAAUAAUUUUCCCUCUUUUUUUGGAUCUUCGAUUAUGUGUAUUGAAUUAUUCAUGUCACACACACAUUAUACCAGGGGUCAAUUUAAUGAAACUUUGACACCUGUAAUUUACCAUUGUAGCUAUUGUUCUCAGGCGCUAAAACAAUGGCUACGCUUGUAAAUUACACGUGUAAAAGUUUCAUUAAAUUGACCCCAGCCGCCUAUCCUGAUAAUACAUAUUCACAGUAAUUUAAGAUGGAAUCCAUUAAGAAAUUGAGUGAUUUUAAUUUUCAGUGAACAAAAACCUUGUAUAAGAAUAUUUUAAGCCAUAUUGCAUUCUUUUUUACACUUUUCAAGGGCUGUACAUUUAAAAUAGCUCUUUUUACGGAUACAGCGGCCAUAUUGAAUUUAUUUGAUUUAGAAGUAGGGGGCAUGAGCACGGUUAGUUAUCUGUAACAACAUCAAAGACAAUUUCUUACGGGAGCCCGAGAAAAUAUAUUUCAAAUUUCACAGGAAUUGUGAAAAACAGGUAAUAUUCUGAAAAUUUCUUUGUAACAUGUCAUUUUGUGAAAUUUGACAUUUUAUUUUCUCGGGCUCUCAUAAGAAAUUUUCUUUGGUGUUAUUACUAUUAACUAAAUACAUCCAUAGCUCUUGAAAAAAUGCAAAAAAGGAUGGGACAUUGUUUAAUUAUCCAGAUACAAGGUUUUUGUCCUCUGAAAAUUAAAAUUACUCAAUUUCCUGAUGGACUCCGCCCUAAAUUUUCAUAAUAAUUGUCUUAAUUAUUCGUGUAAUAUCACAAGAAAGGACGUUAUGAAAGAGAAACGUCUACACAUCGUUUUAGAGUAAAUGAAAUAAACAAACAAAAAUGUGACUAAAACGUCACAAUUUUACAAUAUUGCAUAUUGUACAGAGAUUCCUGAAGGAGCGAAAGACGAUGAUUUCUGCCCGACCGAGAGUCUUGCUGGCAUCGAAUGGCAUCAGACUUUGACGAAGCGCCAGGCAGUCACGACUUGUCCACCAGGAACUUUGGGUAACGGAACGUAUUCCAAAAAUAAGUUAAUUAACAGCUAUAAAACAUUACUUAAAAACGUACCUAAUCAUAUGUUACUAUUAACGAGCGUUACGGGGAGGGAACACAACACUCCUAAACAUCAGUCAGGUCAGCAUACUAGGUAAUCCCCUUGAAAAAUAUUCGAGGAAAAACAAGUACCAGGGCACCAUUUUGUUUGCAAGAUAUGAAAGAUAUGGUCUCUCAGGAGGGUUGUGUUGCAGUUUGGAAUGCAGAUUAUUCCUUGUCAUCCUGCGGGUGCACUAAAAGCACGACACUCAUUAAUUUUCGGUACCGAUUUCUGAACAGAAUACUUCCCACAAACUAGUUUCUAACAAAGAUCGGUAUCAAGAAAGACCCAAACUGCUCCUUCUGCCGUAACACUGGGGAAAAUCUCGUUCAUCUUUUCUAGUAUCGUUCAAAUGUUUUAGCAAACGUUUUGGGUAAACUUGACUGAUAAGCUUGAUGAUUGCGAUUUUAUACCUAGAGAUCGAGACUACUCGAAAGAUAUAGCAGUUUUUGGGCCUAGAGUCCGAUAGCUCUAAAUUUCUCUUCAGUUAAACUUUUGCUUUGUACUAGCCAGACACUGUAUCUGGGGUUGUAGAAUCAGUAACAAGACCCAUCAGCUAAAAAUGUUUUUGAAGGCCCUUCAGUUCCAAUAUAAAAUUGAAUCCUACGAACAAGUCUCUUUGUAAAAGAAAUGGGAUCCUUUGGUCCCACUCCUCAAUGUUAAUUCUUAGCUUGCAGAUUUAUAUUUGUUCCCAAGUGACCUGUAUUCUCUUGAGACGGCUUUCUCGUAUUUACAUUGUUUCCUCAUUCAGUACUGCUUACUACUAAGGGCUUUUAAAAAAUAUAUAUUGUGUUCAACUAACAGUUUUGAUCUUUAAGAAUAUCUUAUUUUAUUAUUACAACUGUUAUCAUUUAUUCAUUUAUUUUUUAUUACUUUUUUUUUGCAGCUUUACUUAUUUACUUUUUUCUUAUUUUUGUAUUUUUGUAUUUUGUACUGUAGAACUCCUCCACUCUUGUGCUCAUUUGUUUAUUUAUUUAAAGAAAACGUUUUUAAACGUGUGGCUUUACGUCAACGGGUAAACGAUUUAGUCGAUGGUUUCUUAAAACGUUGAUUCCGUACCAGCUACACAUACGACGGCAUGGAGACACUCUUUGUUGCGCCAAGUAAUAGUUCUCUUUCAUCAUUUGGCCAUCAGUUUUUGCCGCAUGUCGCUCUGAAAUUUAGCGAACCAAUCUCGAGACUAUAGCUAUCGCUAUAAGAGGCAUAGGAAGCGGUAAAUCGAUGCAAAACGCUUUAGUGUCUAAUGUUCACUGUCUCUCUAUUUCACUGAUCAUCAAGUACUUAANUGAGUGAUUUUAAUUUUCAGUGAACAAAAACCUUGUAUAAGAAUAUUUUAAGCCAUAUUGCAUUCUUUUUUACACUUUUCAAGGGCUGUACAUUUAAAAUAGCUCUUUUUACGGAUACAGCGGCCAUAUUGGUUUUGAAGUAUUAUGGGAUGCCCAGGGGGCAUUGAGCACGGUUAGUUAUCUGUGACAACAUCAAAGACAAUUUCUUACGGGAGCCCGAGAAACUAUAUUUCAAAUUUCACAGGAAUUGUGAAAAACAGGUAAUAUUCUGAAAAUUUCAUUUGUAACAUGUCAUUUUGUGAAAUUUGACAUUUUAUUUUCUCGGGCUCUCAUAAGAAAUUUUCUUUGGUGUUAUUACCAUCAACUAAAUACAUCCAUAGCUCUUGAAAAAAUGCAAAAAAGGAUGGGACAUUGUUUAAAUUAUCCAGAUACAAGGUUUUUGUCCACUGAAAAUUAAAAUUACUCAAUUUCCUGAUGGACUCCGUCCUAAAUUUUCAUAAUAAUUGUCUUAAUUGUUCGUGUAAUAUCACAAGAAAGGACGUUAUGAAAGAGAAACGUCUACACAUCGUUUUAGAGUAAAUGAAAUAAACAAACAAGAAUGUGACUAAAACGUCACAAUUUGAAAAUAUUGCAUAUUGUACAGAGAUUCCUGAGGGAGCGAAAGACGAUGAUUUCUGCCCGACCGAGAGUCUUGCUGGCAUCGAAUGGCAUCAGACUUUGACAAAGCGCCAGGCAGUCACGACUUGUCCACCAGGAACUUUGGGUAACGAAACGUAUUCCAAAAAUAAGUUGAUUAACAGCUAUGAAACAUUGCUUAAAAACGUACCUAAUCAUCAUGUUACUAUUAACGAGCGUUACGGGGAGGGAACACAACACUCCUAAACAUCAGUCAGGUCAGCUAACAUACUAGGUAAUCCCCUUGAAAAAUAUUCGAGGAAAAACAAGCACCAGGGCAGAUUUUUCGCUUAACUUAGAUGGAAUACCACACUUUGUUAGUUUAAAAGAACCAUUUUGUUUGCAAGAUAUGAAAGAUAUGGUCUCUCAGGAGGGUUGUGUUGCAGUUUAGAAUGCAGAUUAUUCCUUGUCAUCCUGUGGGUGCACUAAAAGCACGACACUCAUUAAUUUUCAAUACCGAUUUCUGAACAGAAUACUUCCCACAAACUCGUUUCUAACAAAGAUCGGUAUCAAGCAAGACCCAAACUGCUCCUUCUGCCGUAACACUGCGGAAAAUCUCGUUCAUCUUUUCUAGUAUCGUUCAAAUGUUUUAGCAAACGUUUUGGGUAAACUUGACUGAUAAGCUUGAUGAUUGCGAUUUUAUACCUAGAGAUCAAGACUACUCGAAAGAUAUAGCAGUUUUUGGGCCUAGAGUCCGAUAGCUCUAAAUUUCUCUUCAGUUAAACUUUUGCUUUGUACUAGCCAGACACUGUAUCUGGGGUUGUAGAAUCAGUAACAAGACCCAUCAGCUAAAAAUGUUUUUGAAGGCCCUUCAGUUCCAAUAUAAAAUUGAAUCCUACAAACAAGUCUCUUUGUAAAAGAAAUGGGAUCCUUUGGUCCUACUCCUCAAUGUUAAUUCUUAGCUUGCAGAUUUAUAUUUGUUCCCAAGUGACCUGUAUUCUCUUGAGACGGCUUUCUUGUAUUUACAUUGUUUCCUCAUUCAGUACUGCUUACUACUAACGGCUUUUAAAAAAUAUAUAUUGUGUUCAACUAACAGUUUUGAUCUUUAAGAAUAUCUUAUUUUAUUAUUACAACUGUUAUCAUUUAUUCAUUUAUUUUUUAUUACUUUUUUUUUGCAGCUUUACUUAUUUACUUUUUUCUUAUUUUUGUAUUUUUGUAUUUUGUACUGUAGAACUCCUCCACUCUUGUGCUCAUUUGUUUAUUUAUUUAAAGAAAACGUUUUUAAACGUAUGGCUUUACGUUAACGGGUAAACGAUUUAGUCGAUGGUUUCUUAAAACGUUGAUUCCGUACCAGCUACACAUACGACGGCAUGGAGACACUCUUUAUUGCGCCAAGUAAUAGUUCUCUUUCAUCAUUUGGCCAUCAGUUUUUGCCGCAUGUCGCUCUGAAAUUUAGCGAACCAAUCUCGAGAUUAUAGCUAUCGCUAUAAGAGGCAUAGGAAGCGGUAAAUCGAUGCAAAACGCUUUAGUGUCUAAUGUUCACUGUCUCUCUAUUUCACUGAUCAUCAAGUACUUAAUUUGUCUCGUUAUUUUUUGUUUGUAAGGCACGGCUAUGAGACUCUGCUCAGGAAAUCCAGCGGUCUGGCAUUUACCUGACCUCAGCAAUUGUGUUUCAAAAUGGAUGUAUGAUAUCAAAAAAAUGGUAAGCACUGGGUUAGCACUGAUGAGUUGAUGCCUUUGUGGCGAAAAAGGAAGAACACCACUCCUACCCUCCCACUGUUGAUCUGAAUUUAAACUCGAUAGGGCAGCCAAUAAGUUUGCUUUGUGCUAUCCAGAUGGGAUGAUUGGCUCAAUCAAGAUGGACGCAUUGCAUCAGGUCAUAAAUUAUGACCUAAAACUCGCAAAUGUUCCCUUAUGAUUCACGUGGUAUAUCAACUCAUCGGAUAACCGAAAAGUUAUUUCGGAUACCAAAAGCUACUGACAAAGUCGAAUAUUUAGAAAACUGAUUUCGUAUUUCAUAAGUAUUUCACCUUCCGUUUUCCAUACUCCGCAUAACCCUUCCUUGUACAUCUGUCCCUUUCAGCUGGAUAAUUCAAACGUCAGUCUUGCUUCACUGGCCAAUCAGCUUUCAAAUCUCACAGAUGUCAAGAACGGGAAACCAUUGUACGCAGGAGAUCUAAAACUUCUAGUAAAUAUCAUAGGAGUGUUAACGCAGAGGGGACCUGGGACUAGCAAAAACGGGAGCACCCAAGAGACGUCACAGACGUUUCUAAAGGUAGUUUGUCAUGUUAUUCAAUCUAUUUUAUUCUAUUCUAUUAUUCUAAUAAACCUAAAGAAAUCCAUCGCGUGUUGUUCCUUUUCCGUUCCUUUUUCAGGAUGUUGUGGGGACUGCGAGCAACAUUCUAGAUGAGAAAAAUCUUCAGACUUGGAAUUACAUGUCGAAGGUGAGAAGACAAUCACUUAGGUUGCUACCUAAUGCCUGAUAUGCAAAACGCAUUUUUUUCUAAUUAACACUUGAACUAGAAAAGUUGAAAAUUGAGGUUUGAACAGCUAAGCUAUCUCAAUAUUUCUGCCUCUAUUUUCAGACCUAACCAGUUAUUUUCCAGCGGUUGGCAUUUAAUGUACCCAUUUCAGGGCAGAGUGGUUUGAUUGGUUUGCUGGUUGUCUAAGUCUUUUUUGAUCUGCUUGAGAGACUUUUCUUUACUGGGCUAAAAACAGAUUGUAUUAUUUACUUAAUGAUCUAAUGUUGCUGUGUUUCAUGUAAAGGAAUCUCAGACAACGCAAGCAAGUUCACUUAUUGACAGUCUGGAUGUACUGGCAUUAGACAUGGCCAAUUCCUCGCAGACAAAUGUGACUGAAAUGGAAAAUAUUGGUAGGUAUUCCCUAAAUAUUGAGUACCCGCCUUUAAAAUUAUCUGCCUACCCGGUCCAUCCGUUUUGCUCCCUAGUGACAGACUUGUCUAUUUUUUGAAACCCAGCGAUAGUCGCUUGACAGGAACUAAACAGGUACACCUGUGCUUUUUCUUCAAUUUUUGAUAAGACUUUUAUAGGCCUUGAAAUUAUCAACCGAGCAACCUCAGUCAAUUAUUAAUCUUUAACUUUUUGUUUGGUAACAAUAAGCGUUUUCCAAAAUUAGUACAAAACUGUAUGAAAGAAAAGCCUUCCAUUAGACCCAAAGUUGAUAAUUAUAUGAUCGUUCUAAUUUAUCCUUCUAGUAAUGACUGUGACAUCUCUGGAUCAUAUCAGAGGCUCAAAAAGCCUCGUUAUGGAACAACAGGAUGAGGAGGACAAUUCCACUGCCAAUGCAGUGUCUUUUCCAGCUUCUGUAUUGAAACAAAAUUCUUCAACUGGUAUGGGCUGAAAACAAUUACUAGAUUUAAGUAUGAUUACUACUACGGCACUAACAAAAAAAGGCCAACGGAGAGGAGACACUGUGUGUCGGCUUUGUAUCGGAGCUACCUCAAGGAGUUGACUGAUGCCCAUCUUUCUAGGGUUCAUGGCCUUUAUAAUCAACUCUCUAAGUAACUAAGUUAAUUUCCCGGGGGGGGGGGGUAAUCCCUACGAUGGCCUAUACAGGGAGGCUCCGCCCGAAAGGGGUAUCUUUUUCAGGCUUCAGGUAUAUCAGAGGGUAGGGAUUUCACUAAUUGUAUACAAGUAUACAAAAAGGUAGGGAAAUCUGUCAUUUGGGUCUGUGAAAGGGCCCAAAAGGGCUAACAGAUUAAUUUCAUGGCUUUAAAAAGUCGAGAAAAAGUUUUGUGACCGUGCAAUUACAACAGUUAAAAGGGAUGCAAAGUUCUAAACGAGGUAUGUGUAAAGGGUACCAUUUGUCAAUAGAAGGUAUAUGAAAGUGGUACCUUUUCCGUGAAAAAUGGUACAUAAAUGGGUAAGGGGUUGGACCUCGGGGCGGAACCUCCCCGUAUAAACAUUUGUUGAGUAUUUUGCCCUUACUGGAUUAAGAAUAAAGUACAGAACAACCAAUAUGUAUUGUAGGUUCCAAACCUGGUUUUGCCACCUUUGUGUCGUAUAAAACGCUGGGUCCCUUGCUGACGCCGAGAGGCAAAAACAGGUAUUGUCUGCUUUGAAGCAUCAUAUUUUAAUGUUUUAGAACAACUGAGUUGAUUCUUCAUAUUUCUAUCAAGCUUAUCUUUAACUUGAUGUACAUGUACUAUGAUAUAGACAUGCAAAUUGAAAGAGUUUCAAUGGCGCGUAAAAAGUUUACAUAUAUCUUAUCUUACAAACUACAGCAUUGUACACAGCCCUCUAACCAUUCAAAAGAAUAAGGAGGUACUAAUAGUGCUUAAUCUUGGCUUUUCCCUCCAGAGUUAACAAAGUCGUUAUUCAACGUGUGAAUCACUUUGAACACAAAACUAAAAUCACGACAUCUUUAAGAAUAACCCAUAUUUUCUCUUUUCUAACAGAGUAAAUGAGCAACAAGAAGAAGUACCGUCUAUAAACUCGGCUGUUGUAUCUUUAAAUCUUCGCCCACUUACCGCAAACACGUUUAAAGAUCCCGUGAUAAUAACGUUACGUCACACUGUGGUAUGUCUAUCUCGCGAUCUAUUUAUUAAACAAUAGGAUACCAGAUGGUAACACUGAAAAACAGAGCGGUUUCAACUAAGUGCCAUACAAUUAAUGAAACAUUUACUCCAGCGUGUGACUCCUGGCUACUAUCGCUGACCAAUUUUUUCACCUACUUAGUCACAACUUGUGUUAGCAUUGGCAGACCACAGAAAUCACUGUUCAGCUUUUAUGGCCACUCAUUUGAAAUUAGGCUGCUUUGGCUAUACCCGGUGCAUGCGUUUUGUAAGACAAGUUAAGCUCGCAUUUUUCAACGACUUAUUACAAUAGCAUAAACUAAGAAGUUGCGAAGUAAACACUGCAGCAACUUCAGCCUGAAUCCACAGCCAUUACGUCAAAAGAAAAAAAAGCAAAUUGAGCGGUUUCAGUGAGCGCUGGACGAAAAGCUCGAUAGUGCGCGUCAUUACGCUUACGAAUCGCAUAGGGAAACUCGCGCAUGCACGAUAGAAUGUUAGACGAUCGUCGGCAGAGGCUCCUUUCGCACGCUAUUAGCGAGAAGAAAGCCUCUUCUUGCAGGUAAUUCAAUUCUAAUCUUUUAACUUCAGGUCAGCAAGAAGAUAAGAAGAAAACCAUCAUGUGUUUUUCUGGAGGUUGACAAGUAAAUAAAUUGUUUUUAAAGUUUGAAACAUCUCUUUCAAGCCAAAAAAAUACCUCUCAUGAAUUAAUUUUGGAGUUCCGCCCUUACUCUCUUUUCAUUUUAACUGUCUUCGAAUUCCCUUGCGGGAUAUCACAAAUUUAAAAGAAACUUAAGAGACACAUAGUUUUAUGGCUCUACUUUGAAUCUACUUUGAAUUAGUGUGAAGAAAAACGCACUAGAAGAAAUUUCAUAGUCUAGUACAACAAUGUUGUUCUAGUGAACUGCCUGGGUUCGUUAAAAUAGAAAUAUUCUACAUCAAGUUUUCUCUUUUUGAGUUGCAACAAAACAAACCACGCUCUAACCGUUUUGUAGUUGAUUCCUCUCUAUUCGGUCAGUGAUAAAAUCUGGAAUCUGAUCUACGUUUAUUUGAUUCCCUUUCCUUUAGAAAUGGAAGUUGGUCUGAAGCUGGGUGUCAUGUUAAUUCAACAAAUAUAACUCACACUGUUUGUCACUGUUUUCACCUGACGAGCUUCGCAGUGUUAAUGAGCGUCAAAGAGGAUAUAUCUCAAAUAUCAGUGAGUAAUUUUCAGUUUUUAAGGCAGGGGCUUGCCAUAAAAUUAGGCCCCUUUUUCAUUUCAUCGAUAAAAUUCAAAACUUUUUCUCGUGUGGUAGUCCAUAUUCUUCUUCUACAAAAUCAGUGGCGGCCUUGUUAGGGUUGAGAGAAGACAUAGGACUUGGAUCUGAAGGCCGGGUUUAAGAAUUGUUAUCCGACUCGAAUUUUCUCCUUGUUCAUGCGAAUGAUACUGGCGUAAGCUUCGAUCGGCUUCAUUAGCCGUAAGUACGCCUUUGACUUUUCUUCAUCUUAGAAGAGCAUCCAUGUAUGAUGGCAAAAUGACAUUUUCCAGUUAUUUGUAAUUACUUAAUGUCAUCCCUUUUAGAUGGCAAAUGCGAUUCCAUUUAUUGUAAUCACGUUGAUGGAUUUAUGGCAUUUCUUUCAUACCAAUAACAUCGUUAAAGUGAACACUGUGAUAUUUGUUUUUUGUUUCCAGAAAGGGCAUCAACUUGCUUUGAGUCUUAUUACUUAUAUUGGCAUUAGUAUAUCAAUAGUUGCGUUGUGCCUCGCAUUCCUCACUUUCCACUUCUUUAGGUGAGUUGCUAGCUUCUUCUUAACUUAAACCCUGUACAACAGUGAAAGAUGCUUAUGAUUAGUAUUACUCUAUACUCAUACAUCACAGUCUAAAUGUUUUCAGUAUGAGUAAAGUUUGAAAUAAGUGCAACAAUCGUUUAUUGUUUGACACAUAAGCCGCACGCCAGUACAAUGUGCAGUGUACAAUGGUCUAAGCAUUUCAGUGUCAUUGAACUGAAGAAUAUAUUAUCAUAGAGAACAACCUCAAGACGACUGCUUAUAACUAAAAUUAAAUUCUUUCGAAAAAAAUUUAAGAAGUUUAAUCUUAAACUAUGUUCCCGAUGUUUCACAUGUACAAAACCUAUUUAAGUGAAGGGAAGGUGCCCCUACUAAAGGCGCUUCCCUCAGAAAGCCAAAUUUUAAUACAUUAUUAGAAAACGUGUUCUUUUGUUGCAAAGAUAGCUCACUUUAUAAAAUAACUGAGAUAGAACGCGCGAAUUGAUUGGUCAAAAACCCAUAGUUUAUUAUACCCGUCCGGUAAACCUAUAGAAAACGGCAUCCACACCACGAGCCUUUACACAAAACCGGCCAUUGAAUUGCAAACAACGAUUUUAUAAAAUCUCAAAAAGAGAUUAAUUAUUUAUCCAGUACGCCUCUCUUUUAAAAAGCGUUGGUUUGCACAUUUUCUUACUGUUUACAUUUUAUUAUUAUUUUUAUUACACUAUUGGCUGCCGCCAUAGUUUUAAAUGUUAUCAAGUACAAAGUUUAAAUUCACAUUUCGCGACGAUGCGAAAUCGCAAAGACUACAAUUGUGUGAACUUCUGGUGCAGAAAGUUUCGAGAAAAAAUUAAAAAAUUUAAACCGAUAGUUCAAGCAUUCUUGAACUCUUUCUUACUUCAAAAUUAAAUUCUUGAAUGAACGGCAUUGUUCCUAUAAGGACUGAUCAAGUUCUGGUAAAAAAUCGGCCGCUGCAGGUUGUAAAUAAGCUGUCAAUGAUGAUGAAAGAUGUUAGUUUCAAGGUAGUUUUUUCCAGCAUAUGCAUGCACAAACCGUUCGGUAAUGUCAAUGCCGUAAUCUUACCCAAACUAUCUGACUUCAAAAAUCGGCAACUAAUCCUGCCUCUAAGUUCAGAGCUACCACUGACAUGCCGUCGACGGCUGUAGGUGCAUACAUGAGACAACUUUGCAAAUGCGGCCACGUCGUUACUGCAGCAGUUGUUGGUCAUGAAAGACUCCAGAGAGGUCUUGAACAUUGCAGCUUGUGAAAAGUGAGGAAGUCGUUCAUUACUAUAGCUGCCAGUUCCGUCCAGAAAAAACCGAUCGACUCAACAAAACACAGCCGCGUACAAUUUCAUGUUCAAUCUCCUGCUUCUAUAUUGAAAAAAUAUAUAUAUUCUUUCAUUGUACAUUCGCAUAAAUGUGUGUCGACUUUUCCUGCAAAACGGCUUACAUAAGUUCUCGAUAAGUGUAAAAACGUCAACUGAGUUUUAAGUUCGGCGCUAGAAAAAUCGUGAGUUGUGAUUGGCUUACGAUGACUGUAGAGAGAAGACACGACUUGAUCACGAUAUUUAAACCACAUCUUUUGCCUGUAAAACUCCAUUUUACUAAAAGUUAUUUUAUAAAAGCAAUAGACCACACUUUCUAUGGGUCUACCGGCGUGAUAACCCACUCGGGAUGUUGGGAGAACACUCGAAAAGCUUGUAAAUCACUCUCCUUAAGGUUUUCUCGUGUUCUCCCAACAUCCCACGUGGGUUAUCACUCCAGCCUGUAACCCCAGAGAAAGUGUGGUCUAUUGCUUAAAUACAUUGCGCAUAGACACUUUUCACUUAAAAGCGGACCCAUUUUAGCCUCUAUCCCAGUAACACGAUUUGCCCCUUACUCUUCAUUCAGUCAAACUGGAUUUCAGUCUCGUUUUUAAGAACGUGAAUGACAACUACCAAUUGGGCGAGCAUCGGUUGAAAUUGUAUGAAUAAUGUGAGUCACGUUAAAAUAAAAAAUACUGCUUCUUUACCCACUCAUCGUGUAAAUGCGUUUCAUUUUGACAGGUUUUCAAAAUCUGGCCGUACGUUUGUUCACAAGAAUUUGGCAAUAUCGAUGAUUUUUGCCCAAGUGAUAUUUUUGUUUGGUAUCAACAAAACAGGCAACAAGGUAGGCUAUACUGCUUUUCUGUAUACUCUGUUAUUUAAUAAGUUGAAUUCUUAAAUCCAUGUAAACUGAAGAUUGUGGCUCUAACAAAAACGUUUAUUCAGCCGAUACUGCAAAGUAAUAUAAUUUUAUUGCCAUAAAAUCGAACAUCGUAGAACCAGACUGGGAACAAUUUCCUUCAUUUGAGGGAUGGUCUGUGUAUUGAUGAGAGGUAGGCCAUAACCUGGAUUUCGGCGGAGUCUCAAUUAAUUCAAAGACCUAUUGCCAAAAGAAAAAUACCUACAGAUAACUUAUACCCUGAAGCUGAGAAUCGUGCCCCAACUGAAACUUUUCUAUUCUCCCUCUCAAGACUUCUCACGAUUUACCCAUGGUUACCAUGGAUCACAUCAGUUGUAUCAUAUGUUCCGAACCAAAUAGCAUGGAACUUUUUUUUCUUUUUCCUUUCUUUUCUUUCUUCUUUUCAUUUUAGUUGGCUUGUAAAGGAGUAUCUAUAGCAUUACACUAUUUUUUCCUGGUAUCAUUUGCCUGGAUGGCACUAGAGGGAGUUAUGCUCUAUCUGAUGCUGGUGAAAGUAUUUCACACUAAAACCGCACCUACAAGAAGCAAAAAGAUUUUCUUUUGCGUUGGCUGGGGUGAGUAAUUAAAGAGGCCAGGCAAGUAUGAAUAGGGUUCUUUAAUCCUUUCUUGUCAAGAAUACAUCGUGAGGUUGCGUAUCAUGUUCCAAGAUCGCGGCAGCCAACUGAAUGGUUUUUGAUCUUCUUUACAAAAAAUUUCAUAACUGCUUUGAAAGUUAAAAUCUGUGUGAGUAUAAACUUAUGUUCUUGUGAACUUUUUAUUUCCGGAAAGAAUAAAUAUUUACCAUUUCAGAACGAACAGCUUUAGCUUUUCAUAAUAAAGCAGUUCACUUUUCUUCAUCAGUUCUUUAAAACAACGUUUCCCGAAUCCUUCAUCUUAAAAAUUGCUACCUGCCGGCCGUAUCCCAUUCAUAAUUUUAAUCCGGAAUCACGCUCCUUUUUUAUAAUACCCUAAUGGAACCUCUUCAGAAUCAGCUAUAGAACGGCGUCUAUUGACAUCUAUUAAGUAAACAUGUGUCAUUUCUUUUCAGUUCAGCGAGUUCCGUAGUGGAAUUUACUGACCUCAUUGUUAUAGUUUAUUCUGACUAACAAGGCAAUACAAUCUUGAGGGGAAUUUUCUAAACAUUUGUCUCUUCGCUUCACUUCUGUUAAUAUAGGUUUACCAAUUGUAAUAGUGGUAACAUCAGGAGUCAUGUUUCAUCAAGGUUACGGCACUCCUUUUUAGUAAGUUUAUUGCCUUAACAUUAUCUAGAUGAAAACUACAUUUCUUCUGUUCCGGCAAUAUAAGUUGUUUAAAGAUACCGUGGUGUAUUAUGUAACUAAAAUGAGGCUACGUUCACACAGUAUCGGAUAGCUCUUGCGCUGGCGCCAAAACCAUACCGGAUGGAGCUCCUGUUCACAUAAAAGAUUUCAGCUCGAUUUCUGUGACGGGGCGAAGCUGCACCGCGCCGAUCUCGAAAGUGGAGCGUCAUAUAUCGGAUAGGUUCUGUGCCAUACUUAGGUGCCGUUUGAACAGAUAUUCGGAUUCGGCGGAAGAGAAUCAAUAGUAGUCUCAGAUUUCAGCUGACAUUUCAGGCUAAAUGAAUAGAAGCGAGGACUGGAAUCCACUGAGACGGAAGUAAGUCAGGAGCGAGGACUGGGAUUUAAGUUCGCUCAACCGCUCUGGUGGCAUUUUCGAUGUUUUGGUUACUUGUUCCAGUUCUGUGCCGUUGCUGUUCAUACCAGAACAGAUAGCUUUUCGUGUCGGCAAGGAAAGCUAUCCAAUAUAGCCUGAGAAUAUAGCCUGAGUGAGAGUCCCCUUUGAAUGUUUAUAACGCGCAUAUACACGAGUAUGUAUUUUCUCAGUGAGGCAGUAAUGGCGUUGCUUACUUCUUAACUCAGUACAACUCAAAAUUAACAACAUUUAUCCCAUUUUUAAUAUUAACAAAAAGGGCGUAAGAUAGCAAUGAAGGUUAGCUACCAGUUGUCACUGCCAUUAAUUUACUGAAAAUAGUUGCCAAUAUCGGCUUGAUACAUUGUUUUUGCAGCGGGUUUUUAUAACAAUUGCUUUGUUGCUGAUCAGGCUUUAUUUUCAAUGUUCUGUUCGUAAGCACUUCUUCGUUAUAUGCUUCUGUUAGCACUUAAUGUCGCUUGUUGUUUCAGCUGUUGGCUUUCUCUCGAUCGUGGUUUUAUAUGGUCAUUUGUUGGACCAGUAUUGGUGGUUCUUGCGGUAAGUCAGCAAAGAUGACAAUAGUGCACAGACUGGGAUGUUUAAUAGUAAUAUUGGAUUUCUAAUUGGAUUUUCCGGUGCAUGGGCGCAUGAUAAUUACUCAAUGUGCUAGAAUGAUCACAGUCCCCUACUUUUCCGCAAGAUCGCCAGGAUCGCCCCAGGCUAGACUAGGAACAUUAGGAACCAAGAUGGCCGCCCGUAACCCAAAGCGCUCGAUCUCGACGAUCUUACGGGAAAAUGGGGGUCAUGACAAUGAACAGUACUAUCAAUAUGCCCAACUCAGCCACACAGCCAAGCCGACCAAAGGAUACUCAACAAUUUGAGGCAAGGAAUUAACCAUGACAAAUUUGAGGAAGACUAUCAGUUAGAGUGUCAAUCCUCGUAUCCUUCUUAGACAGUCUUACAGAGGCAUACCAACGUAACAAGAACGUGUUGGGAAAACUAAUGAUCAUUACUAAAUAUCAGAAUAGGGAACUGUCAUAGCUGAUAGCAGUGAGCUUACACAACAGGACGGGAGAGGAAAGAAGACGGCAAACCUUGUGUGACAAGCGUGACAAUAAUGUUGUUUGAAAAACUUUUCCACCCAACUUCACCCUUCUUUAAACAGGUGUUUUUAUAAAAGACCAGAAAACAUUACCUUACCUGAAGAUCACCACAAAACACAUAAGUAAUAGGCGACCUGUUGCGUAAACUCACUAACACUAUAGUAGAGGAGCUCCACGCGCGAGGAGCGCGAUUGAGCAGUGCCCCAUUGCUAAGAAAAUUUGGUUACCUAACCAUCCAAGAAAUUUUGGUUGUCACGUGACCUACGUCCACCCGCCCGCCCGUCCGUCCGCACCGCAGGAAAACCAAUGUGAAAUGUUACACUCCCUAGCUAGUGUGGGAGCCUGCAACCUGAUAUUGCACAUCCAUAUUGUGGUCAAUUGACAGCUGUCAAAACAAAGUAUUCACUGACCAGUAUCACAUGACCGUAUCGCGGGCGGGCUCAGGUGCCAAGCCAUCGAGGUUACGUGGUUUUUUAAGUUUACCGCUGGCAAGUUUCUAGUUUUUGACUUAUCGCAGGCUCAACUCUAAUUGGAUUUUUUUAUUGCAAUGUUUUUUUUUCGUUAACGGGAGCUUCGCCUUUAGCCUCGGCUAAAUUUAUAUAUUAUUAAACUCGUUGCGUCAUUUUAUCUCUGUUUUUUCCCUCAUAGUUCAAUUUCAUGUGUUUGGGGAUGACAUUUAGAGUAAUGGCCACAUCAGGUCCAUCAAAUAACAGAAGGAGAACAAACAGAAUAAGGUAAAAAUAAUAAUGACUAUAGUAAUAACAUCGGAGGGAAUAUUGAUUACUGUCUCUGCUGAUGCUACGUUUGGUCACAUUGCUAUGCAUAUGUUGCGUUAAAAGGACGAUGUGGAAGUACGAGGAAAAAUGAUAACCACAUUUGAAAUUCUUGAGCCAUAAAAACAUAGGGAAGGUAUAGGCAAGCACUUCAUAGUCUACAGAGGAAAAGUGAAGUGAAAUAAUUCUUUCCUUCAAAAAUAGUUUGUUGUUUUUCUGUUUGCUUACUUGCUUUUCUUUAAUCGUUUCGGAUAAGGCAAAUUAGACCACGAGUAGCGUCUCAUUGUCCUCAGGACAAUUAGUCAAAGUAGAAAGAGCUAAAUACAAAGCUCGCGUGAAAACGUCACGCAGUUCCUCGAGGUGGCGACAUUCACGCGAGCUCGCGUACAUAAAUGAAGGCCUGGCUAUACUCGCAGUCUGGAGAUAUACUUGCGGGUCUAAAGGCAGGGUCGCGGAUAGGGAAACUAUAAGCCAUUAAGCCCCCAUAUCACCACCGUACUUAAUUAUUUAUUCCUUUUAUAUUACGCUUGAUGCAUCAUUUAUUAUUUUUAUAUUCAUUAGACGCUGGUCGAAAGCCUGUAUGUUGCUGACCUGUAUACUCGGUCUUACGUGGCUGUUUGGUGUUUUAUAUAUUAAUCAAGAAUCACUUUUCAUGGCUUACUUUUUUACAAUAUUCAACACUCUUCAGGUAAAUCUGAUUAUCUUAUAAAACGGAAAUUCCUUAAGGCAGAAUGGGAAAUUUCAUAAUUCUUAGACAAGACCUGAAAGCCUGAGUAUUUAAAUGAAGUGGUGUUCUGCUGGGUACAAGGACAGAAUGUUAAGUAAAAAUAGUGAAACCCGUAUAACAAACUAUUCGUUCUUUCCCUACCUCUUUUCAAACCAGAGAAUCUUAUAUCACUUUUAUUGCAGGGAUUAUUCAUCUUUUUAUUCCACUGUGUUGGAGACGAAAAAGUGAGUAUCAAAAGAUGGCUGUCAUUUUUAAUACUAAUACGUGUAUUUAUCCCAUGCCAAAAAGAAUAAAGCCAAUCGGAAAGCUAGGAGCUCGUUGAAUACUGUUGCGAUAUGCAACGGGUCGUAUUUCUCGAAAUAAAGUCCUUCAGCGUUACUCAAGGCCUUGCAUUUCCCGCCAAAAACUCCCAGGGGAGAUUGCGAAUGGUAAAACUUUUCAUUUUAAAAAAGUGUCCCAGAGCAACUUUGUGAACACCAACUUAAAACCGAAUUUUAACUUUCAUUUCAGGUUCGUCUUGAGUAUCGUCGAGUGCUAUGCUGUAUUGAUCCUGACAAACGCUACUUGUUAACCAAACCCUCGGAUAGCAACAGCAAGUCAGAAUCUUCCUCAAAAUCGAAAAGCCAGGUCGACAAUUUUAAGGCAAAGAACCAGACACUUAGCAGUUCAGUUUCCUCUGUUGUAAGUAUGGUCAAUACUGUUGUAAGUCUACGUUGUGCAAUAAAGAGCGUUCUACUUAAUGCACUACACGUGGGAUGGGGUGACAUUUCCAGUCGUCACCUUAAAGGGACAAUUUAAACCAAGAACAAAACUUCCCACGUAGUCUUAUGACAAAUAAUAUAUACACACGAAUUUAGGCACCACACGCUUAUUUGAUGGAGGGUCUUCAAAGGACAUUCUUAGGCAGGAUCAAACAUUAUCUUAGUGUUCUACAAGCAUUCGUCUUGUUUUCUUUUGUCACUUAGUCUUGGCUGUGUUACGAAUUUGCUAUUCUGUUGUUGGUAAAAUAUACAGAUGAGCUGUAACAUAUUAAUUUACUCAUUUUGAUCGACUUUCGCUGAAUGUAGAAUUGAAGCUAAAAAUAACUUCACUAAAUCAUUAGAUAACCCGUAUAUAUUUUGCUGUUUUUGUUUUCUUUUUUGACACAGGGAACUGUAGAAAGCAAAAGAAACACUUUUGUAGUUCAUGUAUCAGGUACGAUCAUAUCGCCUGCGUGCACGAUUUUAUCGUCUAUGCUCAAAAGGCACCGGCCUACUCGUUCAGAAACUUUGAACGCCAUAAAUCGAGGUUAAAUUGUUAGCCGGUAACCAUAACCGUCUCAAUUUUUGUACAGCAAAGGCGUGGCUGCAUGGAUACCUGAUAACUCAGCUGAGAUUUGCUGAAGUAGCGCCCUGCGCGUGGGCGGUUGGUAGAACCUCUCACAAAAGUUAAAGAUCAACUUGGGUCGUCAGCUCCGGGUGAAUAGAGCAUGAACAUAUCUCUGGUUAAUCUUCAUGUUAUUUCACUAGAGCUUCAAACACCUUACUCCAAAAUGGGGGCAAAUUUAAUUAUUCUUUUGUCUUCGCGAUAAUUAGCCAUCAACCGGCCUUGCCUGCCUUGUUUCAGCGUAAAAGUCUUCUUUUGAAACUUGCAGAUGAAUCGAGGCCAAGGUGGCAAAUUAAGUAAAAACUGAGAAAAGUAAUUUUAAUUGAAAUAUAUGAAAUGAAUCAUAUGUUAACUUCAUAAAAACCAUAUUGCCAGCAGUUAGGAAUAAGUUGUAUAACUCGUUGCUUUCCAGAUGGAAAAGUGCGCGUGCGAGGUGUUGCUACAGAUGAGCAGAACAGGCAUCUGGUGACAAACCAACGCCAAAGUCAAUCAAGUCACUCCAGUUUUGGCCAGGCGGUAGCUCAGGUAUUAUUUAAAAGCGGCAGGUCACAAAACCUUAACUCAAUCAAUAUUUUUUAGUUUGCCUGUGUGUUUCUUCAAUCACACUUUUCGGUAAUCUUGUAAUACCGUAAAAUUUCAUUAUGAUUCUUUUCAAUCCUUUCUUUGCAGAUUCCUAAUGGCCGGCGACACUCCAGUGCAUCGGCAGCCAGUGAGGAUUCUAAUCACGAAAGUGAAUUGCAUGAAGAGAUCCCACUGAAUAGAAAGAACUAAAGACUAGUCUUAUGACGUCACCUCUGUUGAGAUUGCCAAGAGUCUCGAUCUAAUGAACAAAACAACAUUUGAUAAAGAAUUAUUUAUGUGUGCUUCAUCCCCUUUAUAGCUACAGUUCAGAGACAAAAUACCUCAUCAAGUUCUUUCAAACUUGAUUUAUGAGGAGAAUUAUUACUUCUUUUACUCUCUUUUUUGGGCCUUUCCUGUUUAGCUGCGCGCGCAACCAUCGAUGAUGGCGUUAACUAAGGAAAACAGAGGAACCUGAGACAUGGACAAGUUUGGGAAAAUCCGUCGGCUCAACUGGAAAGAGCGCCUUUAAAUUAAUAAAAUUCCAAGUUUGAAGGUGAUUUGUUGAAAACUAACGAAGAAAGUCGCGAAAUUUUACAGACGUUUGUAUGGUGGACAGUUAUCCUCGCUCGUUUAAGCGUAUCACUUUCAAACUUGUUAAGUUUACUACUUUUAAGGAGCUUGUUUUUACAGUAGUGUCGACAGAUUUUCGCUGUUUGGUGCAUGUGUAAAGUUGAAAAGACCUUCGAAGGGUCUAUUGUGCGACGUCGGAUGUUAAAUGAUAUCAAAAAACAAAUAGACAUUUUGGCGCGUGUCCUAGACUUGUAAACUGGCACCAAAAGAAAAGAAUCGCGUGUGUUACAAAACUGUUAAAAAAAGAUGUCUGAAACAGGGUUCGACUGUACUGUAUUCGCAAUUGUACUGUCUCCUCCGAAAAAAAAGGUAUUUUGCGAAAGCUUGAUCGCCACAAACUACGUAAAGUAUCUUCAAACGCUUCCGCAUUCUUUAAAAGAGUUCAAAUAACGAUCAAAAAGGCCACUAAGAUUAUUGGCCUCAGAACACAACACUGGGUCGCCGGGUGCUGUCUCAAACUGCACUAACCGAUAUGGUGCGUUUGGGGAAGGGGGCGCUAUCGCUUCUGCUAUUAAAAUGUGUGGGACUUUGUAUGAUUGUGACCUAACUGAUCGUCUAAUUGUGCUACCAUCGUCUAAUUGUACUUGCCAUUUGAAGGUUGAAAGAGGUUUAGAUUUGUCCCUCCAGUCCAGUACCGUAAAUGAUCCAAUAGACGGCCUCUCUCAAAUAAACGCCUCCUUUGCCCUUUUAAUCUUGCAUUUGACGCCCCUCCCUUAUAAACGCCCCCUGUCUAAUCGACGCCUCCGUGACAAUCACUCCAACAAGGAGCUAAAUCAUUCCAUUUAAUAAGUUUCUUGUUCAAUGUCAAGUUCAAAGUAAGAAUAGGGUAAAGAUAACAGCGUAAUGACCCUGAACGAGGAUUCUGACAUCGAGUUAGACUUUCAAAAAAGUCCUCUCUCUCGGUUCGCUUAGAAAAUCGUGACAUCGAACAUGGAGUUUGAGUUCUGAAAUGCGAUAUGGAUCUCUAGACGGCCCUAGUCGUAUCAUAGGAUGGACACAAUAUUUUGCUCAUUCAUAAACUCUAUAGAUAUUUUAUCCGACAGCAUAUUAGUUUUGUUGAGCUUGAAACAGUUAUCAUUUACGGUUUUGCAAUUCAUUAUUAUUAAAAUAGUUUGUUUGUAUGAUAAUUAACUUAUUAGGGUGAGGAGAUACUAAUUGAACACUCAUGUGUUUGCUACGUCAGCUCUCAUGGACACAACCUUGUGAAAUCAUUUAGAUUUACAUGUAUACUUACGCGCCUUUUUCAUCAUUUUUACCACUAAUUAUCAAUUCAUUUUUAUACUGUACAAUUCAAACCCUUAAGAGUCCAUAACCUAUAAGUUCAUUUAAACGCUUCCCAUGUACGAAAACGGUUUUUACAACCAUUUUUUAGCCUUUACGAUUUUAGCUAUCAUAACUUUCUAAUUGAUUAAGACAGGCUUACAUAAAAAUGGUUGUAAAUGCAGUGUAAAACUUCCUCCAAUAGGAUAAUUAAAUACCCAAAAUGUGUACAUUGAUAAAGGAAGCUCUCUGCAUCAGUGAGGAAGCAAAAUAAUGAAGAACUAAAGACAGAAAUAGCUAGCUUUCACCAGCAUUAUGUCGUCUGUUUUUAUUUAAAAUCCACUCAAGGCAAACAUCUCCACAUAAACCAACCAAAAUUACCAAUUAUCACAAACUGAUUAAAUAACAGCAUAAGUAUCUUGAAUACGACAUAGUUUUGGCUGUCAGCACAUGAAAAUUUUGCAACUCUCCUAAGGCCCAGUUCAGACGCCAAACUUUUCAUGAGCCAAACCUAAUACAUUGAAGUCAUUGAAUUAAGUACAUGAAAAGUUCGGCAUCUGAAUCAAUUAGGAACGCCUGAUUCAAUUUGGAACGGCUCAGCCAUUCUCUUGGCCUAGCCCGGCUGGGAUUUUUGCCUUUGGAGCGACUUUGGAAUGGCUUUGAUUCAGACGCCGAACUUUCCAUGUACCGCAUCUAAUG
Molecule: messenger RNA, 29118 nt
Organism: Porites evermanni
Lineage: Eukaryota; Metazoa; Cnidaria; Anthozoa; Scleractinia; Poritidae
Source: the annotation of a GenBank genome assembly